GGACAGGGAGAAGCUCGAGAGCGGUGAGUGGAUCCCGUUUGGCGCAAGCGAUACCUCCGAGAGAGGUUGGGCUGGGUUGUUUCUAACCAUUGACCGCGAGGCAUGGCUUAGUGACGACAAAGACAUCAAGUUGACUGAUGUAAUUAGAAUCCACGAUCUCCGUCAGAAGCCACUUGCGAAAGAGUUCCAGGAAAAGCAGAGCACGACUCUAGAAGCUUGCGGCGUAGUUGGAUACUAUCAGAACAUAGACUGCAAGUAUAGCAUCUACCCGCGCUACUUUCUACAGGACAGCUCAAAUGUGAUUGACGUCGAAUUUGAGCAGCACCGUUGCAGCGAGAAAGCAGCUAACACGUUGCUGCAGUUCGUGUUUAGAUUCUUUAGUCAGCCGGGGCUCAAGCGUCUCCACGCAAACGAGUCCUUUGUUCCUGACAUGGAGUCGCGGCUGCAUAGGAACCUUGUCUGUGCGCGUACGCACACACAGAAACGCCUCUGCAAGCCCAAGGAAGUGUGGAAGGAACUUUUUCCGCAUCUUGACUUCCCCGAAUCUCCUGCGGCAUCGCCACAAGGUGAGGCAAGGGCCCUCAUCACCGAGGAAGAGAAGCGACGCUUUGAAGAAGCGGGAGAGAAGUUGUUGGUCCAGCGUCAGCCCCAUCGACAGGCAGGCAUGUCUUCUGUAAGCAUAGACGCAGCGGAUGUUAGCGCAUCUUCCCCGUCUGAGUCAGUCCCAGGUAGCGACGGCAGCGAGGAAGAGCAUGACGUCGACGAGUUUGAAGACAGACCAGUCUUCGACGCUUUGACAGAAGAGUGGCCAUCUGCUCCCCUAUGGGAAUGGAUGCAACUCGAGGCUGGAACCAACGACAAGGAGCAACAGACUGACACCAGCACAGG
Molecule: messenger RNA, 888 nt
Organism: Amoebophrya sp. A25
Lineage: Eukaryota; Dinophyceae; Syndiniales; Amoebophryaceae
Source: the annotation of a GenBank genome assembly